Messenger RNA from Cladocopium goreaui, 324 nucleotides. The record is from the annotation of a GenBank genome assembly. NCBI's taxonomy places the organism in Eukaryota, Dinophyceae, Suessiales, Symbiodiniaceae.
AUGACGAUGAACCAAAGAAGGACGCCGCUUUUGCUCCUAGCGGUCUUUGCUGCUUUAAGUCAGCUGACCUUUGUUGCCCCAAAGGAUGCCACCUUGCCAAAGAGAGCAAAGGAUGUUUCACAGGAUAUCAAGACCGAGCACCAAGAUGAGCUUGAAAGGGUGGAGGCUUUGAGACAAGACUCUCUCGAGGCCUGCCUGCUCGCUGCGGAGGAUGAGAGUCAGCUUGAGCUCUGUCAAGAGCUCAGCUACGAGCUGAAUACAGCAGAGCAGCUGCUCUUCAAACGUCGGAGCGACUUCCGCUAUGUCGAAUCUGAUAGCUUUUAG